Triplophysa rosa is the source of this 1753-nucleotide messenger RNA. RefSeq names its product general transcription factor IIA, 1-like (gene gtf2a1l). Lineage: Eukaryota; Metazoa; Chordata; Actinopteri; Cypriniformes; Nemacheilidae. Bases 224 to 1441 code for a protein of 405 amino acids. The record is from RefSeq and is a predicted model, not a curated record. The transcript has 9 exons. Gene Ontology annotation, cellular component: transcription factor TFIIA complex. Gene Ontology annotation, biological process: transcription by RNA polymerase II; transcription initiation at RNA polymerase II promoter.
GAGGCGUCUGCUAAAUGACUAAAAUGUUUUAUUUUCUACGUAAACCGUUCUGAUGUACUGACCAAAUAGUGAGCAUUGAUUUAACAUCGAAAUCUGACUGACGACCGAUACUGACGUUUAUAACCAAAAAUCGACAUUAAAUCAAUGUCAGUUCUGCCUUAUGUUUUAUCACAAGCUUAUGGAUUUUUCAGACGCUCCCUAACCGAACGCCGACAGUUUGAACAUGCUCUCGAACGCCAACACACUGCCGAAGCUCUAUCUCUCUAUCAUUGAGGAUGUGAUAGAGAGCGUCAGAGAAAUGUUUUAUGAUGAAGGAGUCGACGAGCGGGUCCUUGACAACCUCAGACAGCUCUGGGAGUCCAAGGUUGUUCAGUCUAAAGCUGUGGAGGGUUUCAUCAAAGACAACAAUCCAGCCAACUUUGUUCUACAGUUGCCGUCAAACUACAGUCAGACUCUCAACAAACCCACCGUUGUGAUUCCUGCUGCUCAAAAUGAGCAGAAUUUCACUUCUAAAGCAAACAAUUGCUGUAGUUCACUUGCCACAUUCUCUCUUCCGCCUGGAAUAACGUAUCCUGUUCAGAUCCCCGCUGGAGUCACUCUACAGACGGCCUCAGGACAUUUCUACAAGGUAAAUGUUCCUGUGAUGGUGACGCGAGGUGCUCAGCACAUCUUGACCCGGCCGGCUCAGAACUCCAACUUGGCUCCUGUGGCUCCCGGGAUUCUCGCUCAGCUGUCUAACGCUUGUCAUCCGGCAGCAUCUGAUGGUCCUCGAUCGCACCCGCUGGCCGAUUCCAUCCCUUUACCUUCAGAACAGAGUGCUGAGAAAGCCCUGCAGUCACCAUCAGGGAGUCCCGGCGAGUUCACUCUGGACGGCAUCGACUUCAGCCCGCAGCCCUUAGAUAUGAGCACAUCUUCAACGUUCACUCCACAGCCGCAGGGUUUACAACCGCGUUUCCCUGCCGCUCAUGUUCAAGAUCCCAUAGAAACGCCUUUCAACGGACUCCAGAGUCUUGAAUCCACUGAUCCUCGAGACGCACCGACUAAAGACAGCAAGCUUAAGACAGAGCCUCAGACAGAUCUCAACUUCAGUGAUCUGGUGGACAUCACACAGCUGGAUGGAUUUGCUGACAGCAGCUCAGACACUGAAGAAGAUGAAGAUGAUGAUGAUUUGGGACUUGUUGGAGAGAAUGAGCUCCUGGGAUUGAUCAAUGCCAAUGAAGAAGAGGAGGAGGAGGCGGAAGAGGAUCCACUGAACUCUGGAGAUGAUGUGAGUGAACAAGAUAUCCCGGAGAUCUUUGACACAGAAAACAUCAUUGUUUGCCAAUAUGACAAGAUUCAUCGGAGCAAAAACAGAUGGAAGUUUUACUUGAAAGAUGGUGUAAUGUGUUAUGGAGGGAAAGACUAUGUUUUUUCUAAGGCGGUUGGAGAGGCCGAAUGGUGAAGUACUGUAGCUGGACUGUUAUACUAUUUAUUAUUUGAAUUCAGUUUUCGAUGCAGCCAGUUUCUUAAUUAGAUUAAAAUAAUUUGCUUUUCAUAAUUUUUUUGUCGAAUUUUAUGUUAAGCCAUAAUAAUAUUGUGUUUAUUUUCUUCGUUACUGUAUUAGAAUCUUUGUUACUGUAUUAGCUACAGAAAUUAUUUUGGAAAUCUAUUUAACAUUUGCAUAAAAGUUUCUGUUUAAUCAUUGAGGUAUUUCUGGCUGAGGAAAAUGUGGAGAUUUUUGCUCCCAUAAGUAUGAUUUUUAUUAUUUUGGAAA